Molecule: messenger RNA, 783 nt
Organism: Mucor velutinosus
Lineage: Eukaryota; Fungi; Mucoromycota; Mucoromycetes; Mucorales; Mucoraceae
Product: Casein kinase II subunit alpha
Exons: 1
Coding region: 1-783 (260 amino acids)
Source: RefSeq, a predicted model, not a curated record
AUGAAGAAUAACAAUAAGCCUUUGAAGUGGGCUACUCAACGUAUCAAUGCCAACAAAUCCACAUACCGUGUCAACAAGCGCACAGCAUUGAACAUCACUACACGUACAGGCAACAGCACCACCACUGCCGCUACUGCUGCUUCUGCAGUCUUGACAGCUGAAACUGAAAAAAAUCCACAUCAAGAAAUUGAACGCUUACAAAAGGAAAUUGCUUUCACCUAUGACAAUGUUGCAACCAUCACUGUUCAUUUCGAAAGUCUUCAUCAUGCCUACAUUUGCAGCAAGCCAGAGCUGGAAAAGUCAAAAUCUGCUACUCGUCUUGGUGAAAUGGAAAAGGAGCUCUUGACGGCAUACGAUGAUUUGGGUCUUCAGGUGACUCAUUUGGAACGCAAGAUUGCUAAGCUCGAGAAAAGACUCGCCCAGUUGAAGGAGAUUGCAGAAUCAACCAAAAAGCCAACAGCACCCGUUCCCGCUACACCAGCACCUGUUAAACAAGAACAACACCAAUCACAACCACAACAUCAACUACAGUAUGCCUCUCCUUUGAUUUACGAUGAAUUAAACUUAAUUUCAUCCCCUUGCUCAUCAACAGAUUCGUCGAUCUCUGAAUGCCCAUUGGAAACCUCGGGGUUUUAUUGUGAUGAUUGGGCUUUAUCGCAGAUCAUUGAAGAUCAAGCCAUCUUGUUUGACAAUACCUUCCAGUUCAUGCCUGCCAACAACAAUUGCAUGGAUUACCUUGGCUGUGAAGAGUUACUAGCAUAUCCCUCAUUCAUUAUGCAGUAG